AUGUGCUUCGGAUGGAAUUCCAUGUUUCAAUGUGAAAUUGCAACCCACUAUAUAUCUGUUGUAGGACUGUCUGGCACCCCACUCUCGGCUCUGUUGCAUGUGGAUGGAACUGUAGUUUUGAAUGGAACUGCUGGUAUUGGUGCAAAUGUCCUACUAGCUACUGGGGCAAAUGAUUCAUCAGAUUGGCUUCGUCGCAAUGAUUCAUAUACACGGACCUUUUGCACCAGGAGCAAUAUUGCUAGGACCGACACAGACACUGUGAUAACAGACGAUGCUGCCAUGGUCUCGCCUGGUAGUGCAAGAAAACAGAAAAAAAGAGAGAGGGAGCGAAUUAGGUUUGCAACAAUGUCCAUUGAGGAAAGGACCGAAAGGAAUACCAAGGAAAGGGAAAGAUACAAUAUUAUGAAAAGUGCAGGCCUGACAUUUCAGUCACCAGUCCUCGGCACAAAAGAACCUUGUUUCACUCAAGAGUUUGGGCUGGCCCCUGCGAUAGAUGAAAAAGAUGAAGUAUCGCGUGAAAGCAUUAAAAAAGAUAGGGACAGGAAGAGGUAUGCUGAGAUGCCGCCUCUGUUAAGACAUGAAAAGAUAGUCAAAACUAAUGAAGGAAGACGCCAGAAGAACAAUUAUUUGACAGGUGAACAAAUAAAUACGCCUGUUACCGGGAACUUACAGUCUGUGUUGACGCAACAGAAGUCUCCUCCAUUAACUAGGGCACGCACUAGAAAUGUGGAUGGAGAUGAUCAGUUUGACUCGGGAUUAUGGGAACCAGAUGAUCCAAUGCAUGGUGUUGAAGAAAAUGAUUUUGAUCAACUGAACCCCGAGGAUUAUGGACCUGCUGAUAUAGAGGACGACGAAGCACGCGUAUUUCAUCACCAGGAUUUCCAGUACCAGUAUGUGUUGAUGCUGAUAUUGGGUACAGAGGUUCAGAUCCGUAUGAUGCAGUGUACAAGGAUCUUCCAAAAAAACAUCAUGUUCUGAAAAAGGCAAAAAAACUGUCAAUUCUGCCAUGCAAAGAGGUUCUCAGGUGAAGGGCCUGCCUUCUGUUGCAGGAAAGGGAAGGUUAAUAUAUAUAUUCCAGAGAUACCGGUUGAGCUCCGCCGCUUGUUUGCCAGUUAGACUGACAACGAUGCAAAAUAUUUUAGGAAGCACAUUCGUUAUUUUAACAGUCACUUCUCAUUCACAAGCUUUGGAGUUUCCAUUGAUCAUAAUCUCGCAUCUGCAAGAGGUACUGGUGUCUAUUGUUUUAAAGCACACGGUCAGAUUUAUCAUAGAUUGGAUCAGCUUAUUCCUGGUGGGAGAGGGCCAUGACAUAUGCAACUAUAUUUUUAUGACACUGAUGAGACCAUUGCGCAUA
Panicum virgatum (switchgrass) is the source of this 1354-nucleotide messenger RNA. RefSeq lists its product as uncharacterized. Bases 1 to 978 code for a protein of 325 amino acids. The record is from RefSeq and is a predicted model, not a curated record. The transcript is spliced from 8 exons. Lineage: Eukaryota; Viridiplantae; Streptophyta; Magnoliopsida; Poales; Poaceae.